Molecule: messenger RNA, 423 nt
Organism: Rotaria sordida
Lineage: Eukaryota; Metazoa; Rotifera; Eurotatoria; Philodinida; Philodinidae
Source: the annotation of a GenBank genome assembly
AUGAAAUUGGAGAACAUUGAUGUUUCUAAAUUGCAACUUACUGAUUUACCAAAAUUUGACAAAUGUCCCUGUGAACUAUGUGAUGAUGGUUGUUUUGAUCGUGCAGGUUAUGAACAUCAUCCAGAAUGUCGGCGAAAAACAGUACAACGAACAAAAUUACCAUUAGCACUUCGUUGUCCUCUUUCACAUUAUCAAGCAACAUUUCAAGCAGCAACAAAUGUAUCUGGUGGACCAGCAGAUCAUCGUCGUCAACCAUGUCCUCCUGUACCUGACAAUGAAAUACCGAUAUCAUUUAAAAAUGUACCAAUGAGUGGUCUUAGUUCACAACGAGAUCAUUAUCAACCUCCACCAUUAAGCAGUAUUAAAAACACUUCGACUACACAUACGAAACCGGCAUGUUUAUUUAUUGAGAUUUUAACCUAA